Malassezia vespertilionis is the source of this 1836-nucleotide messenger RNA. RefSeq lists its product as uncharacterized. The record is from RefSeq and is a predicted model, not a curated record. Gene Ontology annotation, molecular function: mRNA binding; protein binding. The transcript has a single exon. The coding region runs from base 1 to 1836 and encodes 611 amino acids. Lineage: Eukaryota; Fungi; Basidiomycota; Malasseziomycetes; Malasseziales; Malasseziaceae. Gene Ontology annotation, biological process: mRNA splicing, via spliceosome. Gene Ontology annotation, cellular component: catalytic step 2 spliceosome.
AUGGACGCCGUGCUAGGCUACAGAUCGGACAGCGACGACGACGUACCUGUUGGCGGCGCUGUUGCGCAAACACAAGUGCCAGAUAGUCACUCGGUUUUAUAUGCGCCAUCACCUAGUGAUGAUGAGAGCGAUAGCGACGAAGACGUGGGGGCAGAUACGUUUGGACUCCAGCGCAGCGAACCGCAGUUCUCUAGCGCACGGCGUACCGUUCCUUUGGCAGCGGAUGUCAUGACAGAAUCAAUCGCACCGCAAGUUGCAAAAAAGGUACGUUGCGCGAUGAAUGCACUCACACAGGCACCUGAUGCGCUGAUCGUCGCACAAGCGGAAGAAACGUCGAUGGCCCUCGCGCCGGGCGUGACCAAAACCCUGUCUGGCUACGUCGAGGAGACGACCAUGGCCGACUUUGAUUUUCGGAAUCAGCAGCGUACAUUUGAAAUGCUCGGUUACGCACACAACCCUAGCGUUUAUGCAAACGGCUCGCAAGAUUAUGUAGGAAACCGUUUUGCAGCGCAGCAGGCUGGCGGCGCUACUAUGGCAGAGCUGCGCGGUGAAAAUGCAACACGACGUGCUGAAUCUCGCGCUAUGAAGAAACGACGCAAAGGAACGACGGGCGAUGCGUCUAUUGUGGAUGGCCCCGGCGCCUACGUCGGCCCUUGGGGCGGCUGGGAAGGCGAGCAGGGCGAGCCCGUACCACAAGAAGCGGUUGGCCCCACCGCAGACGAGCUGCAAGCGGUCGAGGAAAGUGCAGAGAAGCGUAAACUAGACCUCGGCAAGCUUACGAGGCGCCGCGAACUGGACGAGGUGCGUGGCACAGAAAAGAGCAUCUUCCACGGCGCAUCCAUGCACGACUACCAAGGCCGUACAUUUAUGCAUAUCCCUACCGAUGCCGACGUAAAUCUGAGGGGCGAACCCGGCGCAUUGCAAAGCUAUAUACCCAGUACAUGUGUGCGUACAUGGACCGGUCAUACAAAAGGUAUCAGCGCCUUGCGACUUUUCCCAAACAGUGGACACAUGGUCUUAAGCGGGAGUAUGGACACAAAAAUAAAACUUUGGGAUGUGUAUCGUGAAGGAGGUGUGCUGCGAACGUAUCUUGGACACGCCAAGCCGAUCAGCGACGUAUCGUUUAGCCCCGACGGCCGACAGUUUCUCUCGGCUGGGUUUGACCACUGGAUAAAGUUGUGGGACACCGAAUCAGGAGUGUGUUUGAAAUCGUACCUGCUGGACAGUGUGGCGAACUGCAUCUGCUUCCAUCCCCAAAAGCCGCACAUCUUUCUUGCAGGCACGAGCGAUAAAAAAAUUCUCCAGUACGACACAACUACGGAUCAGGUUACGCAAGAGUACAACCAGCACCAAGGCCCUGUGAACACCAUUACUUUUGUCGAUGAGGAUAAACGGUUCGUCUCGACAAGUGACGACAAGACGAUGCGUGUGUGGGACUUUGACAUUCCCGUAGUGGUGAAGCUUGUGGCGGACCCAUCGAUGCAAUCCAUGCCAUCCGUGGCGUUGCAUCCCGAUCAGAAAUGGCUUGCUUGCCAAUCGAUGGAUAACCAAAUGCUCGUGUACAAUGCGGACAACUUUAAGCAAAGUAAGCGGCGCACGUUUAGAGGCCAUCAAGUACAGGGUUUUGCGUGCGAGAUUGGCUUCAGUCCCGACGGGCGCUUUGUCUCCUCAGGGGACCGCCAAGGCAAUCUCGUAUUUUGGGAUUGGAAGUCGGGUGGGCUGCUCAAGCGGUUGCCUUGCCACAAAGACGUGCUCAUUGCGCACGAUUGGCUCCCGCACGAGACCUCGAAAGUCGUUACGGGUGGUUGGGACGGUCUCAUACGACUGUGGACAUAG